Molecule: messenger RNA, 807 nt
Organism: Arabidopsis lyrata subsp. lyrata
Lineage: Eukaryota; Viridiplantae; Streptophyta; Magnoliopsida; Brassicales; Brassicaceae
Exons: 1
Coding region: 171-683 (170 amino acids)
Source: RefSeq, a predicted model, not a curated record
UCACUAGUAAACCGAAAUUGUCUUUUUUUGUUUUUCACUUUCUUUUAGAAAAUUCAUGGUAUUGAAAGUACAAUGAUAUUCCUCUUGCAUUUACUAUUUGGCACACACAUAUAUACAAAAUCCAGUAUCCCACUCUUGUGAGCCAUCAAAAGAAGAAAGAGAGAGAAAAAAUGAAUAUGAAAACAUCAAAGAUGAAGUUCACAAAAGAGAUGAUAGAGUCUAUCAAAGACAAGCUCCCAAGACUCAGCUUCCUCCUCCUCUUCCUCCGACAAUGCUACGGUGGCUGCGGCGACCGGACCCACUUACUCCCUUGCUCCAUCGCCACCACUUCCACCCGCUUUUGGAACCUCUCCGACCGUCCCGUGGAGCUCCAAAUUCGGGUCGGUUCAAUCCUAAAACGGGUCCACACUCUCAAACCUGGCCGUUCCAAGAGGCUUAGACACAGAAGCAUCCACAGAGCUUACGUGGAUGAUCAGGAAGGACGUAGAUGGCUGUACUACGACGACACGUGCCUACCGUACGUAUGGGUGCACGAGACCGGUACAGACUUGUCGAAGAUGGUGAAGCAACAGUACGUGAGUCUCGAGGAUCUGAGGGAUUACUCGGAGAUUAGGGUUUUUAAGGAUUUACAGAGAGGUUGUGUCUCAGUUGAGAAAAGAGACAGAGCUUCUGCUUUGUGUUGAUUAAUUCUCCUUCUUUCUCAUGCUUCGAAUCUCUUAAUUUUCUCAUUAUGAACUUUAUCGUUAUUGGUUAAAAAUUAUGUGAUACAUGAUGCAUGCAUAACUCCAUCUUCGAUAUUUGACUCUU